Guillardia theta CCMP2712 is the source of this 1395-nucleotide messenger RNA. RefSeq lists its product as hypothetical. Lineage: Eukaryota; Cryptophyceae; Pyrenomonadales; Geminigeraceae. Bases 1 to 1395 code for a protein of 464 amino acids. The record is from RefSeq and is a predicted model, not a curated record. The transcript has 8 exons.
AUGGAAGAUCAACAGUCGGACAUAAAUGAAGCACUCAAGAGGAGAAUCCACCAAUUGGAGCAAAAAUACAGGAAGAUGACCUCGAGACAAGUGAUCAUGAUGAGGACCAGCAAAAAGAUCUUGAGAAAAUUCAAGGAAAACGAGAAGCAAAUGACUUCGAUUCUGAAUCUUGAUCCAAAGGAAAUCCGUGACAGUUGCGAGACCAUGAAGAACGUCGUGGAGCUAAAACCUCUGGACAGCGCACAAUUUCAACGGAUGGAAGGGGCAGACGCAGACAAGAUCAAGAAUGUGCUACUGAAAGUGAUUCCCCCGAUUCCCAAACUGCUCAAGUCGUCUGUUCAUCACAAACGAAAACGAGAAAUCGAGGGUUUCGACUCGUCAUCAUUUCGUACGAAUAGGAAGAAACAAGGAUCGCUCGAGUCAACUGAUCAAGACCCAUCUAAUCUGUCAUCUCGGCCGCAAGAUCUUCAAGCUUUUGGAAAACGCCCUAAUGGCCAUGACAACCCCAACACAGAAAGAAGAAAUGGCAAACUAUCACACCAGAACUCCAUGCAAAAUGGAAAAGGAGAUACGUUGCACGGGAAUCCGGAAGGUGGCCGAGUCAGCAACGGAGGAGGCGGCGGGGAGCAGAAGGAGCAAGAAGCGGAGGCGGAGGCAGCAGCAGCCAAGGCAGCGCAAGGUCGCUGGGCGGAGGCGGAGGCGGAGGCGGAGGCGGGUCGUCAAGGGAAGGACCGCCCCCGCCGCCUGCUGGGGGAGCAGCAGGAGGACUGGCAAGAAGCGGAGGCGGAGGCAGCAGCAGCCAAGGCAGCGCAAGGUCGCUGGGUGGAGGCGGAGGCGGAGGCGGAGGCGGAGGCGGAGGCGGGUCAUCAAGGGAAGAACCGCCCCCGCCGCCUGCUGAGGGAGAUUGAUUUCGAUCGUCCAGAUGAAUGGUUCGAACAUAACACAGGGCCUUACAACAUUCAUAUCUCCCGCAAUGUCCAUGCAAGCUUCACAUCGUUGGAAUAUUCCUUCGUCAAGCAGAUGACUUUCUAUGUCAACAUGACAAAGUCAACUCUACACAGCAACUCGAAAGUUGUGGGGUACUCAUCCAACAUCAUCCGCAGUGGCCACGCAUGGGUGGUCGUUCAUUUCCCUGAAUCACAAGAUUCAUGGUGGGUCGGUAAGGUCGUGAGCAGGAAUAAUCAAGAACACAAGUUCAAGGUGUUUUUCCCAGAAGAUCUGGCAACAACAGAAUAUUGUUUGGCGAAGAAGGAUCAGAAACAGACCAUCUACUUUAUCCCGGACCCUCAAGAUUGUACUGCGCCCGACGGUUCUAUAGACAUCUCACUUCCUUUCAGGGACGAGAUGAGUCGCAAGAUCAGAACAAUGUAUGAAGAGAGCAUGGCCAAGGUCUAA